AUGCUGGCACUCGGUUUAGCUCAGGCUGCUGAGCGUCAUCAACGCUACACUGCACUGCGCCUGCUUACACCAGAAAAACCGUCUUUAACUGCGACUUCUGGAUCAAGUCCAGGCCCUUCAAUACCUUCCUCUAGCGACGUCGACCGUUGGCCUCAGCCUGCUAACGAGCUUUCCCCUGGAAGUUCCUGCAUCUUAUCAAGCGUGCCUUCGCCACAGACGCCCACGCUCACAGUUUCAACACAUUUUGUCGAGGCUGAGCCAUCAGUUAAUUCCCAGCUGUCUCUUGCCUCUCCUGUUAAACUAGAUAUAGCCGCAUCUGCAUGUGGAACAGAACUCUGCGAUUUUUUGACGCCUAGCAAGCAACAAAAUCAACCAGUGCGAACGGGCAUUCUAAGGAACUUCUGGACACCAAAGAACCAAAAUCGCGUUUCAUUUGCCGCAGACCCAGUCGUGUGUCUAAUCUCUCCACUGAAACCUCUUUCUGUUUCAAUCCGCCUGGCAUCCGCUCAGAAUUCAACUUCAUUACACGCUACAUCACCGAUGACUGGCUUAUUUAGUCUUCAACGGUUUGAUGCGGAGUCUGAUUCUGGUGCUGAUCUGCUUACCCGGCUUGAGUCUCGAUUGACUUCUAGAUCGGAUCAACCCACUCGUGGUCUUUUCUGUUCAUUGGCUUCAAAUGAAGCUCCAACAGCUUCCAUUUUGACUUCAGCAACAGCUGACCAAAACAAGGUUUUCGGCUGGUUGUCUGCUCGCCCAUCCAUCGGAAAGUCUACAUUGGUCGACAGACACAAAACUGAGGAUGAAAUUAUUUGCCCAGUUGGUGAUCUCGAGGAUACAAUUAAGCGACAGCAUGAGUCUCACCGAGGUGCUUCUGAUCAAGGAAGUCUUGGUACAAAGGAACCUAUGAUCAAUGAUAGUCUUGGGUCAUCUGAUCCUCAUCCAUCUUUACCAGAAAGUGUACCUAAAUCCUGUCCCAACUCCACUCAUAGGGAUAUAAACUUACUCGAAUCUACACCUCCAUCCGGCUCAGGAAUGCAUCGGCGGAAAUCUCCUUCACCACAGCGCCUGAGGGGUGCGCCCCUUCUCUUCCUAUCUCCUCAAGAUCGAGCACGGUCUAAACUAUCGUUUCGACAAAACUUUAACAACCCCUCUAUUUCGUAUGCUUCAUCCGUCCCAACUUCUUCAUUAUCGCUAUCAUCAUCUUCCAGGCCAAAUGAUGAUAUUUCAUCACAUUCACAUUCUCUUGGUGAUUCCAUACCAUCCUCAGAGUCAUAUUCACCUUGUGAUGUUGAAGAUACUGGUUCCUCUACUUCUAGAUCUUAUAAGGAUGAGCCCACACUUAUAGGUUGUUCAUCGAGGCCAAUAGAAGACGAUAAGUCUGACAGAAAUGACACUACUCCUUAUGAUAUUAAGAUUGCAGCUACUUCUGAUUACCAGCGAAAGAAUACUCCAGCUGCUGCCCGCACUGUUGCUCAAAGGGGAGACAAGCAUGAUGCGGUACCUUCACCGACCUCCGUCCCACCUGAUAGCCGGCCAGACAAUAAAGCGAACGUUAGUCGUCGGCGCCGUUAUUCGUUAGCGCUGCCCAGGGGCACAACAAGUAGGAAAUCGGCUCGUCGAGUCACCAGUCGAACCAUGGCAACAACUCAAGAUACUUUGGCUGAUGAUGGAAAAAUUGGAGAUUCGGUAGACUUGGGUGGGUAUCUUCAACUCUAA
Molecule: messenger RNA, 1716 nt
Organism: Protopolystoma xenopodis
Lineage: Eukaryota; Metazoa; Platyhelminthes; Monogenea; Polystomatidea; Polystomatidae
Source: the annotation of a GenBank genome assembly